Medioppia subpectinata is the source of this 684-nucleotide messenger RNA. NCBI's taxonomy places the organism in Eukaryota, Metazoa, Arthropoda, Arachnida, Sarcoptiformes, Oppiidae. The record is from the annotation of a GenBank genome assembly.
AUGGUUUCCGACAGAGUGUAUCAAAUGGCAUCUCAAGAAGGCUUAACCGUUUCGUUAUAUCAAUACAUGAGACCAUUGCGACCAAACAGAAGAGAGAAGAAACGGUUGUUAGACAGCCGUACGGUUGCCUGGAAUAAGAGGGUAGAAAUGGUUAGACAAAUAUCUGUCACCAAUACAUCGGAUGAAUCAGUUCGCCAUAAGAGACUGGCCAUUAGGUCCACACAUAAGCAUUGGUGUCGAACCACUAAAACUGUAGUUUCAAUGAAAGACCUAAACCUGGAAAACACUAUAUUAUAUCCGACUUCUAUUGAAACAGUUGUCUGCAAAGGCUUUUGUCGCACUCAUCGGAGAAAACAAUACGACUGCAGACCGAGUGAUUAUAAAGACAUCAAAUUUGUAUUUCUGGACAACAACUCCAAUCCCAAGAUUAAGAAUACAAUGAAAAUAGAAAUGAAUGCAAACAAUAUUAUCGUUGGGUGUAUAUUAGCGGCGGCUUUAAUAUUGGUUUUGAUAGUGGCCGGGGCUUUACCGGUGGGCCGACCGGAUCCCGACGUCUGUGCGGCCGACGGCGCCACCGGAGGCGCCGAUCCCUUCAUCGACGGCGCCAUCGCUUUGAGUCCUUUGCCGAAAGUGAUGGCAGCGAUGAGUGCCGUCGUGUCGUUCAUGAGUGAUGUUUGGGUCUGA